This is a messenger RNA of Acanthaster planci (crown-of-thorns starfish), 3372 nucleotides long. RefSeq names its product PRA1 family protein 3-like. NCBI's taxonomy places the organism in Eukaryota, Metazoa, Echinodermata, Asteroidea, Valvatida, Acanthasteridae. Gene Ontology annotation, cellular component: membrane. The record is from RefSeq and is a predicted model, not a curated record.
GAAGAGCACCAGGUGAUCCGACACACGUACACAAAAUGGAUGACUUCGAGGUCCCGCCUUUACGAUCUCUCAGUGAUUUUCUCCUAGAAUCAGCCCGCUUCUCCACGCCUGCCAUAAAUAAUCCGUCAAGAUGGGCCAAUCGCAUUAUAGACAACCUUUUGUACUACCAAACUAACUAUAUUUUGACUGCUGUACUGAUAUUUCUCAUAGUUGGGACCCUCAACCCCAAGUCCAUGCUAUUGGGCAUCCUCACCAUAGUGGUCAUCUUUGCCAUCUUCAUCUACUUCAGCAAUAACCGGGUGGAGGUGCAUCGAUUCAAGAGGAACCAUCCCUUUGUCUGCUUUCUCCUCAUCCUGCUGAGCUGCUUCUUAUCGCUCAAGGUGUUCGGUGGGUUGCUGGUGUUCCUGUGGGGCGUCACUCUUCCACUGGCAAUGAUCUUCAUCCACGCUUCGCUGAGGAUGCGCAACCUGAAGAACAAGAUGGGCAAGAAGUUGGAAUCGCUGGGGCUGAAGCGGACGCCGAUGGGCAUCCUCCUCUUCCAGCUUGGCUUGGAGGAGCAGGCACGCUCCUGACUGCGCAUACCAAAGAAACCGCACCGGGGGAAGGCCAACCUCAUCUGCACUACCAGGGCCCAAGUUUGGACCUUCUUCAAAAAGGGAACCGGGGUGGUCUGCAAACUGUUCCAUCAACAAUCAUGUUUUGACAGUUCCGACAGCUCGAGAACCUUUUAGUGACAGUUUGUCAUGGUUGUCACAUGUGCUGCUUCUGAUCUGUAUCACUGGUCAACCUUUGGUCCUUGCCAUGAAAUGUAGAGCCAAUGACUUUUUGCCUCAGUAUAACAAUGAACUACAAGUUUAUUUCAAAAGGGAAUUUAACCUCUGAUUCAGUACUAAUAUGACCAAUAAGAUACUAAACGUUUAAAAUUGAACCGAAAUCUGUAAAAGGUAACUGUUAAGUAGUGGAUAGGUAGAGGGUUAGGGAGAUAAUUGUACACCACUAAGUAAAAUGAGGCCAAAACUAACCAGCGACAUUUUUCAGUCUUUAAAUUUAUUCGAUGAAUAUCUUUUAUUACCCCUCUGAAAUCUUUGGGAAAAUGGCCAGAUAUACAUGUAAAUGAAAUUUGGGUUUCAAAACCCAGUGUGUGGACAUAUGCACCCAUGUAAUGUACGCAAACCAAACUUCAUUACGCUGUCAAGUUGUAGUUUUAAUACAGCAACAGUUUUGAAACGGAAAAGCAUUGGCUCUACAGCUGCUCCUGCACAUGUAGAUAGACUGAUUUUCUGCUUGACGCUACAUUUUCCCUCCAGCUUCACAUCUUUGGACUUAGUGCACAAACUGGAGAGCAUAUUGCAUAGCUUACAUUUACGUAGCCUAGUGAGGAGGAUGAGUGAAGAGACUUGUAACCUGUGCUUAUGCAGGGACAGUGAGGGAUCUCACUGCUUAUGAAAUUUCAUUGGUAGAUUUGCACUGUGCUUGCGCUUCUCUCUACAUAGUAGGAUGGGGCGAAGUAAGGGAACAUCUCAAACUGCAGAACACGCCUGUUCCAACUGGAAGGCUCCUUUAUGGAACACGGUGUAUUCCCGAUGGAAAGUCACUGUAUUCUGAGUAUUCACUGGGGAAGAUGACAUUCCUGAUCUAGGAUUGCACACAUAUACACCACUUCCUGUUCCCAAUUGGGAACAUGCGUUGCUCUAAGAAGAAACAGCAGGUGUUCCUAAUUUGAACAAGCAUUGUUCUUGUUUCCUUGUUGGAACCUUCUUUAGCCUUCUGACUUUUGAGAUGCUGCCUUAUUGAGACAGCACAAAAGAUAAGAUAAAUUUCAAGUUUAUGUAUGAAAAAAUGUAGAUUCCUGCUUGUAAAUAUUAUGCUUUCAAAGUUUUCCAUCUGCAUGUAACUUUUUUCUUAUGAAAUAAGAACUUGUUGGUUAGGGAUUACAUAAGAUAUGAAUUAAAAUGUAGGAAUGCAGUUAUUGGUCUAAAUUAUUAGAAUUUGUAGUAUCCAUGUUACUUCCCCACAUUUCUUGCCCUCCUACUCAUAUGUACACGUAAAUUUUAAAAAACUCUAUCCAUUGCCUGAAAUCAUACCAUACAUGCACUCAAUUUUGACUACGGGGUUUAGGAUAACCAUUUUUUAUUUUUUGUUUUCGUACACGUACCUUUUGUAAGGAUUUUUCUCAAUUGGAGGUGGUUUUGUCAGUGGGGGGAGGGCAAUUUCUAAGUAAAGUUGCUUAUAUGAUAACCCCCCUGGGAGAAUCUAAAAUACAGUACUUCACGGGUGAGAGGUGGGAUUUUCAUUGCUUAGAGAAAAUUGCAGGUUGAUGUUUCAAUUGACAUGAUUGAUGCUAAUUAUUCAGUGUAUGUGGCAACAGUGCAAUGCGUUCUAUUUUUAUGUGUACCUUGUACAUUAUGCACAGCAUGAAUGCAUAUAUAAUACACCCUUUUCCCACAUAAGCUAUGAUAGUAACUAUCAAUGUAGCUGAUAUAAUUUCAUGUAUGGGAGGGGGCAUAGCCACCCACUGUACCUAAAAGUUUUUGGUCCGGAUGUUUGUGACCUUGUUCGAACAAACAUCAUCUUGCCCAUGCACACACACGUAAAUUGUAUACAUGUAUGUACAUGUAGGCCCUACAUGUACAGGCAGUUGUGUUGUAUGUUUGUUCAGUUAACAAUCAUCCAUUUUUUCUUGCAAUAUUUGUUUCAUUAAAGUACUAUUUUCCAUGGGUUUACUAAAAUAGGAUGUCAUGUGAAACCAUACACGUACCAAAAGAUUCCUGUUUGGUGUGGUUUAGUGCUAUACAUAUACUAUAUACCUGCACUUCAUCCAUGCCUCAUGGUCAAAUGUCAUUUAUAUAAUAUUCAUUAAAUCAGUGCUAAAAAGUGUGGGAUUAUUACUCAGGAGGGAUACAUAUGUACAGUAUGAGAUAGGAAUUUCCCAUGAAUUUCAGCCGUGGAAACAAGCCACACUUACAUUCCAGACACUGCAGUGAAUCCACAGCAUUUAUAGAAUUCAACUCAUGAUUUCAACUGGGUUUCAUGAUGUUAAGAAAUGAAAUUGUACUUUAUGUAUGGGUCUGAUUCAGGUCAGUACAGAUGGUCUCCUGGGGCAGUUUAGUUGAUAUGAUGCUAACGAAGCAUGUGGAGCAUGGUACAUGUGCUUGUAUUUUUAUCAUCACUCAAAAUAGUAACCACAAAUUUGGAAUGUUUUUAAGACAUCUUGGACAUGGCAGACAGGAUCACUAUGAUGGGAUGCAAUUUUUUCUUUUGUGAGGACAGAAACUCACAGAAUAUCUAAUAUCUGUAUUUGUAUACCUGUGCUAACAUUUUAGGAAGAGUAAAUUGCAAAGCCAUAGUAAAUUCUCAUUAAUUGUGUUUAUG